Molecule: messenger RNA, 568 nt
Organism: Guillardia theta CCMP2712
Lineage: Eukaryota; Cryptophyceae; Pyrenomonadales; Geminigeraceae
Exons: 4
Coding region: 1-381 (126 amino acids)
Source: RefSeq, a predicted model, not a curated record
AUGCUCGCUCAGAACCCUUCUUACGUUCCUUUGGGUCCGAACGAGCACUACAACACCUGGACGCCCAGCAACAACAGCUGGCAGCCCAACGCUGAUCCUGGCGACAACUGGGUAGGAGCCAACAACCCCUUCGGACCCAAGAUUCCUCUCGGUGCUCACGGAUCUUGGGGGUCAGCACCUCCCGCCGGGGGCUGGUCGAGCGGAGAGUGCAACUUCAACGGACAAGCUCAGUGCGGGAGAGGACCUGCUCCCAUGGUCGCUACUGGCCAUGGCUGGGGCGUCGUUGCUCCGCCAUCGUCCGGAUUGGGAUCAGGGGAAGUUCCCAACGCCUGGACAGGACCAGAGAAUCCCUACGGCAACUUGACGAUCAGCACCAAGUGAAGCUGUUAUCUAAGUGCUGGAGUUUGAGUCGAGAGCCUUGGUGGGCAGUUUGGAUGGUGUUCGCCUGUCGAUAGCGUGAUCAUCAGUGACAGUGUCUUGUUGCUUUUUUCUGCAUUUUUGUGUGACGACAGGCUCCAUUUGAGACUUCAACUGCCUUUAACAGAUAGUAAAUACAUCUGAAUUUAUC